UUCUCUGUCGUUUUGUAUGCUUUUCUCUCUCUCACACAUCUUCUCUCUCUUUAUUCAUGCAUUCAUUGAUAUCAAUGUACUGUGUAGCUGUUGUUGAUUGAAAGACUUGGAAAGGGCCCAAAAUUCAACAUCAGAGUGCUUAUUGCGUUAUCUGCUUUUAUUUUAAUUUCUUCUGUCUCUGACUUAUCUGUCUUUGCACCAUCCUCUCCAUUUCUUCGACUUCUGCUUUCCCACAAGUGCUUGCAUCGCUCCCUCUCUCUUUAUUCUCUUUUUAUCUACUUUCAUCUCACUCCAUAAGUGGUAAAAACUAAAAAAAAAACUACUUUGAUUACUCACACGGACUCUCUCUCUCUUUUCCCAAAACAGUAGUACUAUGUCCUUGAAGCUCACUCGAGAAUUUCAAGAUACCAUGUGAAGCAUUAUCCGGUUAUCAGCAGUUUUUCUGUGGUAGUACAUAUUGGCCCAAGUACUUCACUAUAUCACCCAGUCAUGAUACCUCCAAAAUCCAAUUUGGAUUUCGAAAAUGAUUCAGAAGUUAGUAGCCAAGUAGCAUCCAACUUACCUAUGCAUGCACCGUCCCCCGAUCCAUCAAAGGAAAGCACCACCCCUUCUUCUUCUCUCACAGAUCUCAUUAAGAUUCAAGAGAAUCCAGUGCCUGUUUCCCUUGAUUUAUCACUCCAUUUCAACUCCAGUGAAAUUGAGUUGAAGGGAACAGGUGAGACUAGCAGUGAAGUGGCUGCCCAUGCUCCAAACACAACCAUCCCAAGAGUUUUCUCUUGCAAUUACUGCCGCAGAAAGUUCUACAGCUCACAGGCACUUGGUGGUCACCAAAAUGCACAUAAGAGAGAGCGAACAAUGGCAAAGCGAGCAAUGCGUAUGGGAAUACUUUCAGAUAGAUAUACUAGCUUGGCUUCUCUUCCACUUCAUGGUUCUGCGUUUCGGUCUCUUGGGAUCAAAGCCCAUGCUGCGAUGCACCAAAGUCUCAUACAAUCUCAAACGCCUGCUAAUACAAGAGGUGGAGCUAGGUUUGGGCAAGGCUAUUAUGGAAUGCCGAUGUUCAUGGAAGAAGAUGAUGUGGGUUCAUAUUGGCCUGGGAGUUUUAGGCAGGUUGAUGAGGAUGUUGGUGGUAACUCGGGAUUAGAGUUUGCUCAAAGUCCAAAUAUGAAUUUUGAAGCAAGGGCACCACCAUCAAGGACAGAUUCAUCAGCACCUGAUCUUACCUUGAAGCUCUGAAUUCCAUUUACUUCUUUGAAUCUUAUUUUUCUAUUAGACAUGCUACUCAUAACAGUCUUCACUUUGUACAGUGAGAUAUGCAUCAGCAAUGGCUAUGAGCUUUCUAAUUUUCAUUAGAACUUUGCUCUCUAUCUCUUUAUUGUUAUCAAUUUUUUCUUAUUGUUGUGUCUUAUUUUUCUAUCAAACAAGCUACUCAUAACAGUCUUCACUUUGUACAGUGAGAUAUGCAUUGGAAAUGGCUAUGAGCUUUCUAAUUAGAA
This is a messenger RNA of Populus trichocarpa (black cottonwood), 1493 nucleotides long. Its product is annotated as zinc finger protein 4. The coding region runs from base 490 to 1233 and encodes 247 amino acids. The record is from RefSeq and is a predicted model, not a curated record. Lineage: Eukaryota; Viridiplantae; Streptophyta; Magnoliopsida; Malpighiales; Salicaceae. The transcript is spliced from 2 exons. Gene Ontology annotation, biological process: negative regulation of abscisic acid-activated signaling pathway.